AUGGAAGCUAUUGAUGCAGAUAAUGGUCGAAUUUUCUUUAUAGAUGGUCUAGGUGGGACAGGUAUGACUUAUCUAUAUCGAGCCAUACUUACAAUAGUCAAGCUUAGAGGGAAAUUUGGAUUACCAGUAGGCAGCUCAUGUAUUGCUACCACACUAUUGCAUCGAGGAAAAGCCGCUUAUAAAACUCUUGGUAUUCCGGUUACGGUGCAUGCCUCGUCAACUUGGAAGUUUAGUAAACAAGAUGUAAAGGCGCAAUUGGUCAAGUAUGCUGCUGUCAUAGUAUGGGAUGAAGCAACAAUGACUCAUUGA
Messenger RNA from Chenopodium quinoa (quinoa), 309 nucleotides. RefSeq lists its product as uncharacterized. NCBI's taxonomy places the organism in Eukaryota, Viridiplantae, Streptophyta, Magnoliopsida, Caryophyllales, Amaranthaceae. The transcript has a single exon. Gene Ontology annotation, biological process: telomere maintenance; DNA repair. The record is from RefSeq and is a predicted model, not a curated record. Gene Ontology annotation, molecular function: DNA helicase activity. Bases 1 to 309 code for a protein of 102 amino acids.